AUAUACUUUGGUGAAAUUUAUAGGCAGAGACGAGACUGUACAUAAGAUUUUUACCUUAUAUGUAUUGAUUUUUCUUCCUCCUUAAAGAUCCAAGUCGUGAUAUAUCAAAAUAAAUUUGGUGAUUGUUCGAGCUUUUCACAAACAUUUCAUACAUAACUCAAUAGGUAAGACUACUCACUCCGUAUUUGCUUUUCGUUACCAAUCAUAUCUCUCAAACACUCGACAGUUUCCUUCAGCUAAAAUAACUUGCUUCCUGCUAAUAGACCUUCUUCUGACUACCUAGCUACGCAAAUCCUAGGAUGAUGAUACAACGUCGGAGUUUUUCAAACUAAGCUUGGGCUAAAUUUAUAUCCUUAAUCGCUAUCUCCGGCGAAUAUCUACUUGACGACGUUCGGUAUUGUUGAAGCUUUUUCCAGCGGCCGGUUUCACAAGGCUUUUAAGGACAAAAAGUUAGCAGAGCUCAUAGCAAUUGCCUAAAGAUAUUCAACGAGAAUAUCUAAAAGACGACAGACACAAGCCAGACAUCAAUUGGAGAAGAUAGGAUACCCGCCGGUUAUAAACAGAGCGGCAGUCCGUAAAUAUGUCGGAAUAUACAGUCGAGGUUGUAUGUGGCAGUGGAAAUGAUUAUGACGGGCGAAUGGGAGUGCGGAUAUCUUCAAUAUUCGUUAUUGGAUUUGGGUCUAUGAUGGGUAUGCUUCUCAUGAUUGGCAUGCAUAGGCUAUUAUCCCCAAGGAUACCUUCGGCUAAAACAAAUCAUAGGUGCUCUUUUACCAAUAGCUGCAGCAAGAACAAAAAGAAUGAGUGUUCCGCCUCUAGCAUUCUUUAUCACUAAAUAUUUCGGAUCCGGUGUGAUUAUAGCUACCGCUUUCAUACAUGUAAGUCCUAUACUUCCAGCUGUCAUUCUCAAACCAAUGCGAAAUGGUUACAGGUUUAUCCUUGAGAUUUUUGCUAAUCACGUUACAGUUGUUGGCACCCGCUACGGCAAAUCUGACCUCACCCUGUUUAACGGGUCCAAUAACAGAUUACAGUUGGGCAGAAGGAAUUGCCCUUAUGACAAUUUUCAGCAUGUUCUUCAUCGAGCUCAUGGCAUCACGAUACGAUGUAUUCGGACAGGAUAGUCAUGAUUUGGAAGCCGCCGAUCCUGCAAGGGAUCUUAUCAAACAAAGGACCCGAAAUGAGAAGCACGGCACACUAAAAACGCCUUUACCGUCAGAAGCUGCGAAUAGCCCUCAAGCAUCUAGUGCAGUUUUAGAAAAUGAUCAUGCAAGCUCGAUUACUCAAAGACAGUCAACUGGAGAAGGGCCAUCUGAAGUCAGAUCUAGUAUUCCCGGAAGACCUGAUGAUUUAUCAUAUCCUCCUGGAGGUGAGGAUCAUCUUGGACACCAACGGGAACACCAUGAAGAUGACGAUCAUUUUGCUGCUCAAAUGACCGCCAUCUUCAUUCUUGAAUUUGGUGUUAUAUUUCAUUCCAUAUUUAUAGGUCUCACACUUGCCGUCACAGGUGAUGAUUUCAAUAUCCUUUACAUUGUCCUCGUCUUUCAUCAAACAUUUGAAGGUCUUGGUCUUGGGGCUAGACUUGCUACUGCUCAUUGGCCGAAAACGAAAAGCUGGAUGCCUUGGGCUUUGGGAGCAGCUUAUGGGUUUACAACACCCAUUGCGAUUGCCAUUGGCUUAGGUGUCCGUACAACAUUUGCUCCAGGUAGUCAAAAGACUAUGAUUAUUAAUGGUGUGUUCGAUUCUAUCAGUGCCGGAAUCCUCAUAUAUACAGGAUUGGUGGAGUUGAUGGCACAUGAAUUCAUGUUCAAUCAGGAGAUGCGUAAAAGUUCAAUGAAGAUGAUGCUUUUUGCUUUUGGAUGUAUGGUUGCUGGAGCGGGUUUAAUGGCGUUGCUAGGAAAGUGGGCUUGAGAGAGUGUAUAUCUUCAUGGCAUUUUAUAAAGGGUAUCGCAUAGAGAUUGCGCUGGACUGGGUAUAUUCGGGGUAUCAAGGUCUGUCUAAUGUGAUUGGAGCUUGGUCUGGCGGUAAAGGACGGUUUGGCGUCCAAAAAGAAUCUUCUAAACUUGAAGAAUUACCUAUUAUGUAUAGCAUUGAUGAUGGGAAUGGAAUGGACAUGCCUGGGUUCUGAUAUAAGGAUGGAAUCGACGAUGAGUAUAUGGACCAAUAGAACUCGACUCACCUAUCAUUAACUUUUAAAAGUUAGAUGAAGAGGAUUAAGGAGUAGAGAGAGCGUGUAUUUGUAGAUAGAAAGAUUAAAGUAAAAUUUUAAUUUUCAAAAAUGGGUCGC
Sclerotinia trifoliorum is the source of this 2281-nucleotide messenger RNA. NCBI's taxonomy places the organism in Eukaryota, Fungi, Ascomycota, Leotiomycetes, Helotiales, Sclerotiniaceae. The record is from the annotation of a GenBank genome assembly.